Messenger RNA from Gopherus flavomarginatus (Mexican gopher tortoise), 3389 nucleotides. It is a transcript of the gene CNTROB, whose product is annotated as centrobin, centriole duplication and spindle assembly protein. The transcript is spliced from 20 exons. The record is from RefSeq and is a predicted model, not a curated record. Gene Ontology annotation, biological process: centriole replication; regulation of cilium assembly; centrosome separation. Gene Ontology annotation, cellular component: centrosome; centriole. Bases 266 to 3124 code for a protein of 952 amino acids. Lineage: Eukaryota; Metazoa; Chordata; Testudines; Testudinidae.
CCCCUUGGGGGGGGGCUAAGGGAAUCAUGGGGGGAUGGGGAGACCCUGGUGGUGCUGGUGGCCAGGCUGGGUACCCCCCUGACUGCUCUGUGCCCCCCAACCCCCGCACCUCCAGGGUCCGUGCGGAGCCAGAGCCUGGAGCGCCCCCCGGCCGCUGUUGGCCUGGCGUGAGGGGCCCAGCACCUUCCCCCCACCUCUGGCAGGGGGACUCCCCAGGUGACAAGCCGGCAGUUCCUAGUCCCUUCGGCGAGCACACGGCCCCCCCAUGGCGGAGAAGGGCCCCUGCCCGGGGCUGGACGCCUCCCUGCGCAGCGAGGACCUGCUCAGUGACAUGGAGCCGCUGCCCCUCUCAGCCCCGGCCACGCCGGCCCAGCCCUUCGGCUCCGAGGUGACGGCCCAGCUCUACGCCUCCCUGCGCCGGAGCCGUCAGGCUGAGCUGGAUGCCUGUUCCCAGCUGCAGCCGCCCGACCUGGACGCCCUGGCCGAGGAGCUGAGCCGCACGCUCUCGGCCGGGGUGGAGGCUAGUGCCCGCAGGAAGGGCGGCGAGUCGCGGCAUGUGGCCGAGAUGGAGACCGUGAGGUCGCACCUGAGGACCAUGCUGCAGGAUUCCCGCGAGCUGCCCCCUGCAGGGGGUGCCCUUGGCCUGGGGACGGCACAGCAGAAGGACGACGACUCCUUUGAGAGCGACAGCACCACUGCCCUCCUCGCCGCCAGGCCCCUGCAGGAGCUGUCCUCGCCCGGCUCGGUGUGCGGCCUGGAGGAGCUGUUUCCCCGCUACGCCAGCCUGCGCCUGGGCACGCCCCCUGAGCCCGCGCCCACCACGGAGCCCCUGCUGCUGAAGGAGGCGCUGGCCAAGGAGCGGGCCCGCCGGAAGCACUGCGAGCGGCAUGUUCAGGGCCUGCAGAGCCGGGCCCUGGAGCUGCAGCAGCAGCUGGCCGCAGCCAUCUCCGCUGACAUGAAGAAGGACAGUAUGAUCGAGCAGCUGGACAAGACCCUGGCCAAGGUGGUGGAGGGCUGGAACCGACAGGAGGCGGAGCGGACGGAGCUGCUGCGGGGGCUGCAGGCGGAGAAGGAGGCGGUGCAGCGGGCGCAGAGCGAGCAGCAGGAGAGGGCGUCGCAGCUGGAGGCACGGCUGGAGCAGGCGCUGGAGGCCCUGAGCAGGGAGCAGCAGGCGGCGAGCCAACAGCGGGAGGAAGCAGCAGCGCUGCAGGAGGAGAAGGCGGGGCUGCUGCGUAGCCUGGAGGCGGAGCGCCAGCGCGGGCGGGGGCUGCAGGCGGAGCGGGAGCACGGGCAGCGCCAGCUGGAGGCGCUGCGGGCCACGCUGGAGGAGCAGCAGGCGGGCUGGGCGCAGCGGGAGCGCCAGCUGGAGCAGCGGUGCCAGGCGCUGCAGGACGAGAGCGCCGGGCAGCUGGAGCGAGAGAAGGCAGCCGUGCAGCGGGAGGCCCAGCGCGCGGCGGACGCCCAGCAGGUCCUGGCCUCGGUGCAGGCCGACGCCCAGCGGCUGGAGAGCGAGCUGGAGGCAGCGCGGAGUGAGCGGGACGGGCUGCAGAUGGAGAUCAGCCUGGUGAAGGCGCGGUGCGAGGCCCAGAAGGCGAAGCUGGAGGCGGAGCUGAAGGUGGCGCUGGAGCAGCAGGUGACGGAGCGGUUGGCGCGGGUGCACGAGGACAGUUUACGGCAGACGGGCGCCAUGCGGGAGCAGCACAGGAAACAGCUGCUGGAGCUCAGCGGGCACCACGAGCGGGAGCUGGGCAGUCAGCUGGCGCAAUUCCGGGCCGAGCUGGCCGAGCGUGAGGAGCGUCAGCGGCGCCUGGUGGAGGACUAUGAGCUGAGGCUGGCCAGGCAGGAGGAGACGGCGCGGGAGCUGCAGGCCGGGAAGUGGCGGCUGGAGGCCCAGCGAGCGGACAUGGUGGCCCGGCUCCAGGCCAUGAUGCAGUCGCACUGGAACGAGGCCCUGCGGGUGCUGACUGGCGAUUCCUCCUCUCAGUCCCCCGCCAAGGGCCCCCGCCAGCCUCCUGUCUCUGCCACCGCCUCCCUCUCCGAGCCGGAGCGCCUGGGCCAGCCCCCCAGCCCCACCCCGCCCGGGAAGCCGGAGAGCUGGCAGGAGGACCCCCGCGGCGGCGGCGGCGGGGACGGCGAGGGGGGCGGCUGGGCCUUUGCCCAAGCCGUGCCCCUGCAGCCCGUCACCCAGCGCAGCUCUCUGCCCCCGGCGCGGGGUCCCGAGCGCUUCCUGCCCCUGGCGCCCAGCGGGUGCGUCUCCGCCGAGCUGGCCCAGCUCCUGAACCAGAGCCUCCUGAGCCAGCCGGGCUUCCAGCCGCUGGAGCCGCAGCUCGACGACUCCGCCGGCCCAGGGCUGAGCUCGCACCCCCCUCACCUGGCAGAGCACCCCUACCCCGAGGACGAGGGGGGGCCCAGCGAUGGCGAAACCCCCCCAAACAGCAGCCUGGAGAGCGGGGGGCGGGUGCUCCCCGGCCAGCUGCACCCAGAGCUACAGUACUACAUGUCGCUGCUGCUGGAGCAGAUGCCGAGUGACGCCCCCAGGCAGGAGGGGCCGGGGGGUGAGAGUCCCCCCCGACCCACGGGCCAGGCCCAGCCCCACACCCAGCCAGGCUCGGCCCGGGACGACCACCCCUCACUGUGGGACACGCUCCGGCCCCACGGCCCCCAGCGCGCCCCCCACACCGCCGCCGUGCAGAAGACCAAGGUGCCACUCGCCAGAGCCAGCUACGGGCAGCGGAACCUGGAGCCGCCGAGCCCCCCGCAGCGCCCAGCUGGGGGUGAGGGGGGCGUCCUGUCCCCCCGGCAGGUGGCCGAGGUCUCCCGCCUGCUGCGGCUGUACCAGGCCAAGGGCCGGGUGGCGCCCUCCUCCGAGGAGCUGUUCGCCUACCUGCGCUCCGGCGACAGCAGCGGGCCCGACGUGAAGGGCGACGGGGGCCACGUGCACCCGCCCGCCCGCAGGAACCUCGACCCCAGACUACCCGAGGCCGGCAGGAGAGAGGUGGGUCCCCCCCGGCGCCCGUCCAGCACCCGGCCCGGCCCCGAGAAGACCCAUGGCCCUGCCAAGGGCGGGCGGAAGGCGGCCCAGCUCGGUACCCGUGCCAGCAAGGGGGGUGGCGUGUGGAGAUGAAUCUGGGUCCCCGCGGGGCGUCCUGAUGCCUUCACACCCUGCAACCCCUGGGCACAGACUCUCCCCCCCCACCCCGGUCCCAGGGGCCUCCCCGCUGCCCGAGGGGCCCAGUUCACAUAUUGCGUUGGUGCCAGGGUGGCACAUGGGGCAGCAGGCCCCGGCUGCCCCCCCUCAGCACCAUGUUGUGUUGCUCUAAGUUAUUGCCCCCCCCGUUGGGGCGCUGUUGGUUAUUUUUCUAAAUAAAGAAGAGUUGGGUUUUGCAGCA